GACAUCAGAAAUAUAAAUGUAACUAUUCUACAAAAUUUGACAACACUUUCUAAAUCGUCUGAAAAUUUAAAAAAAGAUUUUAUACAAUUUGUUAAAGAUUUUGACAUUUACUCAAAUCGUUCUUUUCUUGAAAAUACGCAACUUAAAGAUAGAAUAGACAACCAGGAAGAGCUUUUAAAAGAGUUAGAUUCUGACAGCAAAAGCUUGGAACAUGACAUCAGAAAUAUAAAUGUAACUAUUCUACAAAAUUUGACAACACUUUCAGAAUCGACUCAAAAUAUAAAGAAAGAUUUUAUAAAAUUUGUUAAUAAUUUUGACAGUCACAGAAAUCGUGUUUCCGUCGAAAUGUCAGAAAUUGAAGACCAAACAGACAAUCAUGAUCGAACAUUAAAACUGCUUAUCUCUGGUAGUAGAACCGUCGAAAAGGAAAUUAAAACUUUAAAUUUAACACUACGAGAUAAUUUUAAAAAGCUUUCUUACGAGACUAAAAAUUUUAAAAUUGAUUUUACCAAUUAUGUCAAAACAUCAGAAAUUGAUAAUCUCAAAAAGGUGUAUAAACAAGCCCACAAUGAUAUAUUAUCCAUGAACCAAACUUUGAAAAAUACUACAGACUCUUUAAAAAUAAAGUAUGAGAAAGAGUUUGAUAAUUACAAGAAAAUAUUUGAAAAUGCUAAGAAAGAAAUCGACGAUACAUUAAGGUAUAAGACAUCAACUAUUCAAAGUCAGGUCGACAAUCUAGUCCAAAUGAAUAAGGAGCUAACGAAUGAGAAUAAGAAGUUAAAACAAUUAUAUAACCAACUAGAGGGCGAGAUAAGAUACGCGCAAAAUAUUAGGAAAGCCUUAAGAAGUUCAGCAAAUAAUCUUUUCCAUGUGUCCAGCUCACACUAUGAGCGCAGAUAUUAUCUGUAUAAAUCUAAAGAAAUCAAUAACUUUAGAAUUGCCCAGAUUGUGUGUCAUGUAUUCGGGGGCUAUCUGGCAGAGAUGGACGACUGGAGUGAAUUUAAAUUCGUGAAAACUUUUCUUUCUUCGCAUGACUCCUGCGCCUCGAAAACAUCUAUUAUGAUAGGAGGCACCGACGAAGACCAGGAAGGUCGCUGGGUGCACAUGUCUAGUGGAACUCCUGUUGUACAAUUAUUUUGGGGAACUAGUGAGCCUGGAGGGGGCAGAGAAGAGAAUUGCCUGGCCAUCAAGGAGUGUCGUGAUCUACACGAUUACCCUUGCUAUCCCAAGAAGUAUUAUGUUAAGACAUUUUUAUGCGAAGUUCCGAAUACAUAAUUGUUCUAUUAAUUGUCAAUUAUAAAUUCUUCGGUGUAAAUGCCACAAUAAUAUAUGUUCAGAUCCUGUAAAAUAAAAUAAAUGCAUACAUAAUUCAAUUUUUAAUGAAGUGAACCUUCGUAAAUUUUAAUAAAAUGACAAAGCAGACGUUUAUUUUGGAAAUGUUCAUCUCGAUAGGAUAAUAAUGAAUAGCAAGGUUACAAAGAAAGUUUGUUUUCACUAAAAAUCAGAGGUGGCCCCCGUCGGAUCCCUAUCGGAUUCGCCAAUUGGCAAGGGAUAUUCAAGACGUGAUUUGUUUUGAUUGUCAAAAAUAUUUUUUUUUCUGUAAAAUAUUUUACAUAUUUCGGAUGUUCCUUCAAGGUAAUAGAUAUUCUACUUCCUAGUAUAAACAUCCCGCAUAACUUAACAAGGUUACAAAGACAGUUUGUAUGAAACACAAACUCAAAAUCGGCCCCCGAAGUUGAAAUUCAAAAGUCUUCACAGGAUUCUAACACGGGACUUCCAGUUUCAAGUGCUUUACCCCUCAGCCACAGCAUCUCCAUAUAUUCAUUUAGCGUACACUUUUAUUUUUUAAAAUAACAACUUUUAACCUUAUCCAUACAUACAAAAUAGCAUGUUAUAUUGUAAUAAAGAGAAACUAAAAAAGAUUUAUUCUUCUAACAAAAUUAGAUAAAUUGGCAACACGAAAAAAUUCUUGAACUUCUUUAAGCUACAAUUGUGUACAGAUGACAAGACUUUAACCUCGCAAAUAAAAAUUAAUAUCUCCAUUCUCAUUUGUCAUACAAACUAGACAUUGAUCUAGCAAGAUCUAGAUAUUGUUUUAGAUCUAAAUCUAGAUUCAAGAUCUAAUUCUCUAAAUCUAUAUCUAGAGUUCGAUCUAAGUCUAUAUCUAGAUUUAAGUCUAGAUCUAAAUCUAGAUAUAGAUAUUAUAAGUCUAGAUCUAGAUAUAGAAUCUUGGUAUAGAAUCUACUAUAUCUAGACUAGAACUCGUAUUAUAAAUAUAUGUAGAUCAUAGCUCUAUUAAGUCUUACUUAGACUGUCAAGUGUAGGCCCAUAUAAUGAGUAUACGUCAAAAUCUGCGCGCUAGAAAAGUAGUUCGUUAUUUUUAAAAUUCUUAAAAAAAAAUGACAUUUGAAUCAGUAUUCUAUUCAAUGAGUUAGUUAAUAAAUGGAAAAUGUAUUUGAUAAUGAUUCAUCGACACAUUUACCAUUGUGAGCUUAGAUGCAAAUGUUUAGCACCAAUGCGCGAAUCUAUGAAUGAAUCUUAAUUUAUUAAUGAAGAAGUCGGUGACAUUUUUUAAAAAAGUUAUCUCCUCUAACGUUUUUCAUUGAAAAAUGAUGUAAUUUUAAAAAAAUCUGCUUGCAUAUAUAAUUUAAAAAAUAAUAUGGCUCAUUUUUGGAAAAGAAAAAAGUAGCAGUUGCAUCAGAACUUUGAAUGAUCUAAAAUGUCAUAAUGCCCGAUUUUCAUUUUCUUUUCUAGUUUCUGAGAUCUAAACGGGACGGACAGACGGACAGAUACGUCACACAAAACAAACAGCUUCUUUUCCCCUUUCGGAGGCCGGUAAUAAAAAAAACAACAAAUUAAUAGCCUAUUAUUGAUAAAGAGAUAUAUUUCACUUUACGGCAUGACAACUACCGGAUAUUCACAAUAUGUCAGACAGCGAUUUUAGAUCAUCUUUUGGCAUUGAAUUGCAAUAAAAAAAAAAGAACAGGUAUCGAGCUUGUACUUCGGCAACGUCUGCUCGAGGUCCCAGCACAGUUACCAACAUAACUAUAAGCAUUUUCUUUUAAAUGGAUGGAACUAGAAUCAGGUUGUAGAUCUACCUAAACUAAACUUCUGAUUUAGCAAUCUUGAGAUCUAUAUGCACUAGAUCAGUGUUUCUCAAACUUUUGACCUAUGUGUACCCCUUUUAUAAUUUUUGUAACGCUGAGUACCCCUAGACCCCACUCAACUUUCUGGAUUUUAUGUUGUGUUAAUUUUAACUGUUUAAAUCAAGGAAUUAGUUGGUUCUUUAGCUCAUUUGCUUACUGUCCAAAUGCUCUGUUAUGUAUUUCAGAAAAUCAUCUUUAAUUUAGUAGCCGAAUAUUUAUUAUAAAUUCAUGAAGAGAUUGAAACGAGACUUUUUUCCAUUACCAACUUUCAUUUAAAAUCAAUUUAGUUGUGCAAUAGCAGCGUUACCGUCAGGCCAUGAGUUUUCUUUACCUUGUAGCGAUAAGUUGAGACAGUUUAAAUUAGAGAAUAUAUCUGCUAUAUAUUCUAUUUAACAAAUCUAUUUCUAGUCAUGCUAACAUUUUCUCAGCUCAGAUCUAUAAAUAAGAAAACAUUGAAGUUCAUACGUUUAAUCAUCGAUUUAGAAUGACCCACAGAGAAUGCUAACAAACUUCAUGGAAAAGAAUCUGUAAUGACUACACACAUACACAUACUUGUAAAAAAAAGUCAUGUAAUUAACAACUUUCAAGCUUUCAUCCAGAAUUUUCUAUAGAUCGAUGGACAUUUUACGUGCUGCCUGUGUGUUUGCAACAUUGUGUGGAUAUGACAUUUAGGACAACGUUGUGUGGAUGUGAGCUGGCGCUUCUAGAUCUAAUUUUUGACCUAAUUUUAUCUUUAUUUUAAUUUGUAAUUUAUAUAGGCCAGGGCUAUGAUGUUUGUAAUUUAGUGUCUUUUUAGUUUAUAUAGUUCAGUGCUGAGUAUAUUGUAAUUUCCGCUAUUUAUAACUUUCUGCUAGUUUUAGUCUUUUUCUGUUAUUUGUGUUUUACUCCUAGAGGAAAAGUAGUUUUUAAAAUAGUUAAUUAGUCUUAGAGCUGUGGAUGUUUUUUCCUAUUUUUUUGUCCCUGGUUAGUUCUGCUUAUUUUUGUUUUUGACAUUAGUGUUGGAUUGGUUGUUAUUUUUAAAUUUCAGUUUAUGUGCAGGUCUGUAAACGGUAUAGAGCCCCCAUAUAAGUUUAGAAUGCAAAUAACUUUUUAUCUUCCUUUUUGUAUUUUUGUAGGAUUUAAUUUUUAAGAUUCUCUUUUUAAUGCUGUUUAAUUUAGUAUAAACUGUUGUGUAGUCCGUGUCAGUAGAAAUUUGCUAGAUUUUAUUGUUGUGUACGGCUAGGUACAAAUUAGGGAAAUCGGUAGUCCAGUUUAACUUUAGGUAAUUAGCGUGACGUCAUGCUCUCCGAUAUGUUCGCGCUGACCAGUUAUAGCUAGCUACGGAACCACGUUAAGCUCUCUUUUGUCUUGACCAGUGGUCAGUGCGGACAGUGGUACCUGUAUUAAAUUAUUUUAGUGUGGUGUAAUUUCAGCUGGGACCGCCUGUAAGUUGGAAAAUGUUUUUAUUUUUACUCUCUUUAGUUUGUAUUUGUAUUGAUUGUUCCUACAUCUACUGUUAUAGUCUAGAUGUAGACUGAUUAGAGUAGUGGCGUCACUGGCUAGUUAAUUAGCCAGGAUUACCUCUGAUGGAACCGGAAGUUCCGUAGACUUGGGUAGCGUCACCCCCUUGCCUUAAUGAUCCCCUUAUUGUUUUUCUAUACUAUGUCUAUUUGAAAUAUUUUAUUAUCUUUUUGUUUCUAAAAGUAUUUUUAUUAAUAUUAUAAUAUUGUUAGGAUAAUGGCUUUAACAAACAAGUUGGCAGGUUCCUAAUUUUAAUUUUUUAAUGUAAAAGAUGGCUGCGUCCUACCCAAUGCUCCAUAAUGUAGGUAGUUCGAUAUCCGCGUAUAAACACCGGAAGUAGUAUUACAUUUUUUCAUAUACAAACUGCAUAGGUCCAAAACUAUUAUAUUUUGAAUUUCAUAGUAAAAUUAAAUUUUGCUAUUUUUUUGUACGAAAUUUGUGCUCAUUGUGACCUGAAAUGUUUAUAUUUUUAAAAGGCAUGUUCCGAUUAUUCCAGUGUUGGUUUGUUUUUAUUUGGUUGAAGAUCAAACAACUGCAUAUUUUGUUUUUAUGUUUGUCCAUUGAAUUAAUCCAGGUGCCAAACUUUAAAAAAAGAGGCAUUUAGGCGUUUGCUUAAAAAUGCUUAAUUGAUAAGUUAGAACCAUAUUUUCGACCUAAUUUAAUUAAAAAAAAGACUUACAGUGAAGUCCUCUCGAUUCACUCAAAUUUGUGCCCAAUUAUCGAUAGUUGACAUUUUUAGCACUGAACACUAUAUUUUAAAACAGAGUUGGCAAAAAAAAAAACAACUAUCCAUGAAAAAAGAGAUUUGUUAGAACAUAAAUACAGCCAUCACUGACAGUACAUAUUUAAAUCCAUCUCAAUCGGCCCCCUAUUUAUAACCAUCUAUGAUUUGAGUAAUUUAUUUUAAAAGCAUUUGAUUUAUCUACAUACAAAAUUAAUUAUUUUUUCAUAAGGUUAAAUAUUUUUUAAAAUUAUUCCAAUUCAAUAUGAAUUGAUAUUAUCUAAUAAGGUAGUUGUGUAAAAUUAAAAAAAAAAAUUCUUAGUUAUCGUUUAAAUAAGUUUGUACCAUUAGUAAUAUUCAUAGAAUUUAAGCUUUGUUUGCAUCACAUAAUUAUCAACUACUCUAAGUUAUUAUUAUUUCACUUUACUUUUUUUUACUACUAUUAAUUUUAAGUUUUUUUUUAUUAAAAAUAUUAUAUAGCUAUUAUAUUAAUAUAUAGAUAAAGUAUUAGAAAUUUGGAAUUAAAUUUGUUUUUCACAUUUAGUUGGAACAUCAAGGACACUUUACCCACCAUUAAAAAUGCUAGAUGCACCAUAUUUUCUAUUUAACUAUUUGAUUAAUGCUUUUGGUUGUCCUGUAAUAAAUUAUCAAACCAUGAUUAGUAAACUCCACUCAAUAUUUAAAUCAAACUAUACCUCAGUCUACACUGGACAUAUUAAUGUGACAGUUUCUCAUUAAUAAGGGAUUUAUCAGACCCAUCAGUGGGUAUAAAAACAAUGUUCUUCACUAUACAAUGAUUGGGCUGAAAGAAUCUUAGGUUUCUUAAAUUAUUAUCAUGAAAAACACCAAUUGCUAAAAGGCUAUUUUUAGAUGGUAAGACAAAAGUCAAGGGCAACAACGCUUGCAUUAUCUUUGCACUAAAAAAGAGAUGAGCAAGAGACACAUUUUCUUUUUGUUUAUCAAGAAAAAGAUGUGGGGAAAUUAUUAUGGAUUAAUUAAUUGAGAGAGGACAGAUGAGCAAGAAAUGAAAUGACAAAUGAAAUAAAAGCUGCUUUGAAAGACAUAGGUGUGCUUAUUCUUUAACACAUGUUUUGAUCAUAGAAAAUAUAUUGUUUACAAAAGCAAAUAAUCUAAGAAUCUGUGAGAUUCACGAUAUCCCACUCGAGAAAUUAUGAAAAUAAGAAUGAUGCUGAGAUUAUACUUGUUCUUUCAUUGUGAUAGUAUUUUACAUUUCCUUAAGUGUUUUUUAAAUUUUAUUUGAUUGAUUUGCUGAUGUGUAAGUGAUAAUAAGUAUGCUAUUUUAUUUCCAAAAAAACAACAUUUUUUGUAAUAAAAAAAUCUAUUUUGAUAAAUAAAAUAGAAUAUCUAGACAUUUUUUCUUAUAUAAAAUCAUGCAUAAUAUUAAUAUUUAGAAUGCAUGAUACCAAUUAUGUUCUUCAUUAACGUGUAAUGCAGAUUUGAUAUAGAUGUAAAAAUUAUUUACUUCAUGUAUAAAAAAUUACUUAAAAUCAAAGUAUUACUUUUUCAAUUUUUUAAAUAAUAAUCUCAGCAUAAUAAUUAGUUCAUACUUUAAAAGUAUAGGUACCAGGCACUUAACUAAAAUUAUUUUUUUCUCUUUUAAGAUUUAAAUCUUUCAAAAUGAAUUUUUAACAAACAUAAGUACUUUUUCAAUUACAAAUAGUGUUUUACUAUAUAUUCCUUAAGAGUACACUUUAAAUAAUAAUUAUUAAUCCUAUCAAUACAUUCAAAAUUAAUUCAUGUUACACUGUUUCACGCAAUAAAGAGAAACUCAAAACAAAAUGAAAAAAAAAAAUGAGGUUCAUUCUUGUUACAAAAUUAGCUCAAUUGGCAGCACAAUCAAAAAAUACUCUUGACCUAUUUCCCAGUUUGAUUCAACUUCCGGUAGUGAACAGAAAUGACAUGGAUCUCAAAAAUCUAAACUUUUCCCCUCUCAAAUAAAAAUUAAUAUCUCCCCUUCCACUUGUCAUACAAUGGUAAAUUUAGUAUGGUUGUAAAUAUUUUUCAAGCCCUUUUCAACCAUAUAGGUUUUAUUAGUAUAUUGUGAGUUUGAAUUUUUUUUAUCGAACUACCUACAUAAUGGCAGUUUGUUGAGUCUAGACCUAGAUUUAUGUUUUAUUGUAGUCUAGCCUGACCUGUGUUGGCUUAGACUUUGAUUUGAGUAUGUAUGGCUUUUAUUAGCUACAUGCAGGUAAUUGUAUUUACCUCAUGCAUUUAAGUAUGUGUAUGUGCUAGACUAGGUCAAGUUCAUUAUUAUUUUUUUAUGUUUAUAUUUGUAACUGCAGGCUAUAAUUCCUGCCUAACUGCUUUUACUGCUGUAGAGCUGCCGUUAUUGUUGCUGUAGUUCUGCCUAACUGCUUUUACUGCUGCCAUAGCUGCCGUAGUAAUUAUUGCUGUUGCUAGUAGCUUACUGUUGUAGUUCUGCCAAAUAGCUGCUUUAUUUGUUAGGUUCAGUUAAGUAGGGUUGAUUAAUCGUUUAGUAGUGUGUAUAUUUAUUUUAUUACUGUUUUUUUUGUAUCAUGUAAAUAAAGUGUAUAUACGUUUGUUUUGUAA
Molecule: messenger RNA, 7938 nt
Organism: Biomphalaria glabrata
Lineage: Eukaryota; Metazoa; Mollusca; Gastropoda; Planorbidae
Product: low affinity immunoglobulin epsilon Fc receptor-like
Exons: 1
Coding region: 346-1275 (309 amino acids)
Source: RefSeq, a predicted model, not a curated record